This is a messenger RNA of Grammomys surdaster, 1063 nucleotides long. RefSeq names its product olfactory receptor 5V1. The record is from RefSeq and is a predicted model, not a curated record. Gene Ontology annotation, molecular function: olfactory receptor activity; G protein-coupled receptor activity. The coding region runs from base 83 to 1036 and encodes 317 amino acids. Gene Ontology annotation, cellular component: membrane. The transcript has 2 exons. NCBI's taxonomy places the organism in Eukaryota, Metazoa, Chordata, Mammalia, Rodentia, Muridae. Gene Ontology annotation, biological process: G protein-coupled receptor signaling pathway.
UCUGUUGAGAAUUUUUUAUCUCAACUAAACUAUUAUCAAUGCACCCAUUUGUCAAAUUCACAAAGAGAAACCAGCUGACAUCAUGGAAGGAAAGAAUCAAACAGCUCCAUCUGAAUUCAUCAUCUUAGGAUUCUCCCACCUGAAUGAAUUUCAGUUUUUACUCUUCACCAUCUUCUUUCUGACUUACAUAUGUACUUUAGGAGGCAAUGUUUUUAUAAUCGUGGUGACCAUGAGUGACUCCCACCUACACACACCCAUGUAUUUUUUCCUAGGAAAUCUUGCCUUUAUAGACAUUUGCUAUACUACUACUAACGUCCCCCAGAUGAUGGCGCAUCUUCUGUCAGAGAAGAAAACCAUUUCCUAUGGAGGCUGUGUGACCCAGCUCUUUGCAUUCAUUUUCUUUGUUGGCUCAGAAUGUCUCCUCCUGGCAGCAAUGGCAUAUGACCGAUACAUUGCUAUCUGUAAGCCCUUAAGGUAUUCAUUAAUUAUGAACAAGGCCCUGUGCAUCUGGUUAGCAGCCUCAUGCUGGACAGGUGGGUUUCUCAACUCUGUGGUGCACACAGUUCUGACCUUCCGCCUGCCCUUCUGUGGUAACAAUCAGAUCAAUUAUUUUUUCUGUGACAUACCUCCCUUGUUGAUCUUGUCUUGUGGUGAUACUGCCCUCAAUGAACUGGCUUUGCUGUCCAUUGGGAUCCUCAUAGGUUGGACUCCUUUCCUGUGCAUCAUCCUUUCCUACCUUUACAUCAUCUCUACCAUCCUGAGGAUCCACUCCUCUGAGGGGAGGCACAAAGCCUUUUCCACCUGUGCCUCCCACCUGCUCAUUGUUAUUCUCUAUUACGGCAGUGCCAUCUUCACAUAUGUAAGACCCAUCUCAUCUUACUCGCUAGAGAAAGACAGAUUGAUCUCAGUGCUGUAUAGUGUUGUCACGCCCAUGCUGAAUCCUGUAAUUUAUACACUGAGGAAUAAGGACAUCAAAGAGGCUGUGAAGGCCAUAGGAAGAAAGCGGCAGCCACUAGUUUUCUCUUCUGAUAUGUAACCUUGCUUACCUGUAAUCAACAAUCCU